AUGUCUACCACGACAACAACCAUGACCGAGACCACGGCGGCGGCGCCCCAGGCCAUCACGGCCGAGACGAUCCUCAGCCUGUUCCCGGACAUCGACACGAGCGGCGACGCGCUGGAGGGCCACGAUGAGGAGCAGAUCCGGCUGAUGGACGAGGUGUGCAUCGUCGUGGACGAGAACGACCUGCCCAUCGGCAAGGGCAGCAAGAAGAUUUGCCAUCUCAUGACCAACAUCGACAAAGGCCUCCUGCACCGCGCCUUCUCGGUGUUCCUGUUCGACGACCAGAACAGGCUGCUGCUCCAGCAGCGGGCGGCCGAGAAGAUCACGUUCCCCGACAUGUGGACCAACACGUGCUGCUCGCACCCGCUGGGCAUCCCCGGCGAGGGCGGCGCGAACCUGGAGGACGCCGUCAUGGGCGUCAAGCGGGCCGCGCAGCGCAAGCUGGACCACGAGCUGGGCAUCAAGAAGGAUCAGGUCCCGAUCGAGAACUUCCACUUCCUGACCCGGAUACACUACAAGGCGCCCAGCGACGGCAAAUGGGGCGAGCACGAGGUCGACUACAUCCUCUUCAUCAAGGCCAACGUCGACCUCGCGCCCAACGAGAACGAGGUCCAGGCGACGCAGUACGUCACGGCAGAGCAGCUCAAGGAGUUCUUCAAGGACCCAGCGGCCAAGUUCACGCCUUGGUUCAAGCUGAUCUGCGAGUCGAUGCUCUUCGAGUGGUGGCAGCACCUCGACACGGGGCUGGAGAAGUACACGAACGAGAAGGACAUCCGCCGCAUGCUGUAA
Gaeumannomyces tritici R3-111a-1 is the source of this 786-nucleotide messenger RNA. RefSeq names its product isopentenyl-diphosphate Delta-isomerase. The transcript is spliced from 3 exons. Gene Ontology annotation, molecular function: isopentenyl-diphosphate delta-isomerase activity. The coding region runs from base 1 to 786 and encodes 261 amino acids. Gene Ontology annotation, cellular component: cytoplasm. Lineage: Eukaryota; Fungi; Ascomycota; Sordariomycetes; Magnaporthales; Magnaporthaceae. Gene Ontology annotation, biological process: isoprenoid biosynthetic process; isopentenyl diphosphate biosynthetic process. The record is from RefSeq and is a predicted model, not a curated record.